GAGCGCCGCGCGGGGCUGGGACCGGCUCCGUCCUGGGACCAAGCCUGCGUGCCGGCCGUGAAGAACUGCGUUCCUGAGCCCUACCUACUUUUCCUCGGAGCGCCGGCACCGUGGAGCAGCGGCAUGCAACGCGGGCCGCUGUCCCCCAGUCCCAGUGACGGUCCUGGGGCGCUCGGAACUACGUAUCCCGGCGUGCACCGCGGGCAGGGCAUGGCGGGACUACGAGUCCCAGCGUUCAACGCAGGCCUGCGUCCCAUUACCCCGUCACGCGCCGAGACCCAGCCUCCUGAGACUACCAGUUCCGGCAUGCACCGCGAGCCGCUCUCCUCGACUCCCAUCGCGCACUGGGAAGGCGCCCAGUCCCCAGGAGCACAAUCUGUCCUGGCCAUGCUUGUCCACCGAACUGCAACUCACACUCUGCGGGUCCUGGAGCCCAAGAAAGACCCCCAGAGGGAGCUCCCAGCCACGCACAGGUCCUGGGCCCCAGCGAGGCAGCCAUCACCACUUCACAGCAUCCGACAGACAACGCCGGCAAAACCCAGCCUGGUAAAGAGGGAGAGAAGGAACCAGGCUUUGGCAAGGGAGGUGCCGUGGUUUCCCCAGAGGGCGCAGUGGAAGACUUCCGAAGGGCCAGGUUCCUCCUCAGGGCGGAGGGGGCGGCGCUGACCGGGCCGAGACCGAGCUUGGGAGGAGCAGGUGCGGCUGGAGGCCCUGCAGGGUCCCGGCUGAGUCCGCAGUUUUAAAUCAGAACGGGACCUCCGGGCCUGUCAUCUUCCUCAUGGGCGGAAUGGACCUACACAAUGUGGUCCGUCCUACAGUGGAAUAUUCAGCUUUGGACAAGGAAGGAAAAUCUGACCCAGGCUAUACCAUGGAUGAAUCUUGGGGACGUCAUGCACAGUAAAGACAGUCAUGUUCGGGACAGCAGACACCAGCGUGGCAGAGCUGGGUUCUCCUGGGCACCCAGGCCAUGAGGAGCAGCCGGCCAAGCUUCCUUAAGGCAAAACACAUGCUUUUUUCUUUUCUUUUUUUAUGUUUUUCUUUUUUUGGCAUCAAACUUACCAAGAAAUAUCUCUACCCAACUUUACUGAAACUUUAAAGCUUGUAAAAACUU
Messenger RNA from Nomascus leucogenys (northern white-cheeked gibbon), 1111 nucleotides. RefSeq lists its product as uncharacterized. Bases 124 to 666 code for a protein of 180 amino acids. The transcript has 5 exons. The record is from RefSeq and is a predicted model, not a curated record. Lineage: Eukaryota; Metazoa; Chordata; Mammalia; Primates; Hylobatidae.